Messenger RNA from Arctia plantaginis, 447 nucleotides. The record is from the annotation of a GenBank genome assembly. NCBI's taxonomy places the organism in Eukaryota, Metazoa, Arthropoda, Insecta, Lepidoptera, Erebidae.
AUGGAGAAACUGGAAUCAAAGACUCUUGAACUCUCCAGGCCAGCUACCACCCGUUCAAUUGUUCCUAUACAUUCCCCAACAACAGAUUCCUCCAGCCAGCGACAGAUAGAUAUCCCUGUCAACAUAAGUUUAAUUCCUAAUGCAACAUUUAAAUCUACUAAAUUGAAAGUCCAAAUUGCGGAAAAUAACUCUAUUGUGUUGAGUCCUGUUAUAAACGAAGGAGUACUCUUGAGUAUACUCGCCAGACUGAGAAUACUUCCAGAGAAGCUGAUAAUGUUUCUUAACCUAGGUCAUGAGAAAUUAAUAUCAAGAUUGGGAACCCACCCUGAUUUAGUUGACAAGUUCAAUUUGAUCACUGAUCCAGAUAACAGAACAGCCUUUAUGAUUAAACAUCUUGGGGACAUUCCACCCACAGGGGGACAGCGGGUUAGGUCCUAUGAAAAUUAA